This is a messenger RNA of Drosophila rhopaloa, 1913 nucleotides long. RefSeq names its product gastrula zinc finger protein XlCGF57.1-like. The coding region runs from base 184 to 1815 and encodes 543 amino acids. The record is from RefSeq and is a predicted model, not a curated record. Gene Ontology annotation, molecular function: zinc ion binding. Gene Ontology annotation, cellular component: nucleus. The transcript is spliced from 2 exons. NCBI's taxonomy places the organism in Eukaryota, Metazoa, Arthropoda, Insecta, Diptera, Drosophilidae.
AGUGCCUUCCCCGUGCACGAUUGCAUUGUUAUUAUUGAUAGAAAUCGACAAAGUAAAAAACCAAAGGUUUGAUUUAGAGACAUUUCUAUUCUUCUGUAGGAAAGUAAGUUUAUUUGAUAGAAAUCGACAAAGUAAAAAACCAAAGCAUUUGAUUUAGAGAUAUAUCUAUUCUGCUGUUCAGCGAUGGAGUCGCAAAUAUGCCGUGCAUGCCUCGGGACUUCCGAAAAUAUGAUCAACAUUUUCGAAGAGACUAACACCCAAGGAGUUUCCAUUGCAAAUAUGAUUACUGAGUGCACUGGGUGUACAGUUGGAAAAGGGGACGAGUUUUCCAAUACCAUCUGCCCUUUAUGCGUAAAGGAAGCGCGAAACGCAUUCGAAAUAAAGCGUACGUACGAGAAGAGCUAUAAAUUCUAUUGCGAGUUAAGUAAGAACUUGCUGGAAAAGGACUCACUGGAGGAAGAAGUGUGCCAUGAAUCAAAAAGUUGUGAAGCACCCUUUUCGAGUCUUUGCCCAGUUAAGGAGGAAGUUAUUGAAGAUUUUGAAGGGCCGGCACUUGAAGACAAAUACGCAGUACAGAACGAUACACUUGAGCAUUCUAUAGGGGAACACCUUCGGUUCGAUUGUGAUGUGAAGAUCGAGGAAAUGGGCGAUGAAUGUUUAGAAUUUAAUGAUUCAAAAAUUGAUGUAGACUAUAAUUAUGAAUGGCAGAGACAUGAUUAUAACGAUUAUGUCGACGAAAAUGAUGAUCCUAACGAUGAUGGAGAUUUUGAAGAUGAACAACAGGAAGAUGUUGAUUCUAAAGGUAAACGACAAAAACGACGGAAAAAUGUUUAUUCUGACGAUGAUUCUGACUAUGAAGAUAAAUCGCAUGGAAGUGAUGAAGACUCUUGUGACUCUUAUAAUAGUGACGAUAAUAAUAACAAUGGUCAUAAAUGCUCUACUUGUGAAAAGACUUUCCGGUCGAAAUCAAGUCUUGAGGCACACAUGGAAACCCACGCGGAAAAACAACCACUCAAAUGCACCGAAUGUUCAAUGUCAUUUCUAUAUAAAUCACUUCUUAAGAUACACAUGAAUUCCCAUUCAAAAGAAAAACCUUUCAAAUGUACGGACUGCUCAAAGAACUUUAAAAGUAAAGGAUAUCUCAAGAAACACAUGAAAAUACAUACAGAAGAACAGGAGUUUAAGUGUACCCACUGUCCACAGAUUUUCACAAAUAAGACAGAUUUCAAGGUACACUAUAAGACACACUCAGUAGAACGAGCAUUUAAGUGCACCUCCUGCCCAAUGACUUAUAAGAAGAAUUCACAUCUUCAGUCCCACUUACGAACUCACAGCGAAGGAGAAACUAACAAAAGCAGUCUUCAGGAGCCCAUGCAAACCCAAACAGGAGAACGAGCACACAAGUGUACUUACUGCUCAAACACUUUUAUAUCGAAUUCAAGUCUUCAGGUGCACUUGCGAUACCACACUGGCGAACGACCUUUUAACUGUACCGACUGCACAAAGACUUUCACAAUUAAAUCACAUCUUCAGUCACAUCUAAGAACCCACACAGGGGAACGGCCAUAUAAGUGUUCCCAGUGUUCUAAGGCUUUUGCCCAGAAUUCAUCUCUUCAAAAACACUUAACAACGCACUCUGGAAAACGAGCGUUCAAGUGUACAAUAUGCUCAAAAACUUAUACACGAAGUUCAGGUCUGCAGCGACACUUUCGACGAGCCCACUCCGAAGAAGGAUCGUUCAGCUGCACCCAUUGCUCAAAGACUUUUGUCCAGGACUCAACUCUUCAGCGACACUUGCGAACUCACAAAGAAUAAUUGCACUUUAGAAAUAUGUCCAUAAUUUAUAUGAAAAAAAAAAAUUUUCGGUUUACGAAGAUUUGGAAAUACAAUUGACCAUUAGGUCUUGAACAUUA